Molecule: messenger RNA, 231 nt
Organism: Babesia microti strain RI
Lineage: Eukaryota; Apicomplexa; Aconoidasida; Piroplasmida; Babesiidae
Product: conserved Plasmodium protein, unknown function
Exons: 2
Coding region: 1-231 (76 amino acids)
Source: RefSeq, a predicted model, not a curated record
AUGAGUUAUAAUGUGGAUGGUGGAAAAAGGGCUUAUAGAUCACCUAUGUUCAAUUUUUUUUCAAAAAUCCUGCCUAUAUCACAUGCUGAUGCCCCCGAGAGAUGGCGUACGGCAAUGGGCGGAGCGGACCCGGCCACACCUUUCGCCGAAGCAUUGAUUAACUACCACAACCACGCUGUCAUGUAUAUGAUAUUCGUCGUUUUCACCGUCUUUCAUGCAGUACGCAAGUGA